This is a messenger RNA of Ostrea edulis (European flat oyster), 4586 nucleotides long. RefSeq lists its product as uncharacterized. Lineage: Eukaryota; Metazoa; Mollusca; Bivalvia; Ostreida; Ostreidae. The transcript has 3 exons. Bases 1353 to 3530 code for a protein of 725 amino acids. The record is from RefSeq and is a predicted model, not a curated record.
UGUUUUGCGGUUUUCUUUUUCUCGAGAGAUUAAACAACAUUCUACAGGUCAAGCAAACAGAACUUAUUGUAUACUUCCAAUCCCCCAAGACAAAAACAAUUUCAAAAACAUCCGUUGUUUUGUACGUCAGAACUGGUCGCAGACUGCCCUUCUUUUUAAUUCCACGCGACACACGAAUGGCAGAUAUAUCAAAGGCAAUUCUUUUUCCCUUUAUUUGAUCUUUAAGUAAAGAUCAAUGAUAAUGCACUUCAUAAACCAGAUAGGUAGGGUAUACAAUUCGGUUUAAGCAGGCCAUUUAACCCAUGUUGUCUGCCGUUUAUUGAAACUAAUGACACGGUUCACAUCGGUAACACGAACGGAGGUGGUCUUUAACAAAAAUGGAUUAAAACGGGGCAUCGGGUUAUUUAUCUACUCCUUGAUACAAAUCUUCACUGCAGAAUUUUCAGAUGAAAAUUAAUUCUUCUUGAUUGAUUUUCAUUUCUUGCUCAUGAAAGCCUGGAAGAGAGCUUUUUUUUUUUUUGAGCAGUAUGAUUCGGUAACACGUGCGUGCACUUUAGACAUCUAUAUCAUUUUACGGGUCAGUGGCUUAUCAGUAUUGAACAUUGUUAUUAUCUUAUUAGGAUUAAAUCUUACAUGCAAUGAUGAUAUUUAUCGCAUUUAUGUCAUGAUUAUGCUAGAAAUGGCCCCUAAAUUGAUAAAAUUGCGAAUCAGCAGAUUUUUUUAUCUUGUUACUUUAAUAUUUUGAUAAUAUAUAGAUUUUGAAUUUGUUGCGAUGAAACAUCAUGAUAAAAAUCAAUAGAUAUUCAAGGAUUAACAUGCGAUUUCUUUUUAAAUCUUAAACAUACAUCUAUAAAUUUGUUUUACUAUAUAUAUUCAGCCAACACAGAAUUUUGUUAAUAAUUUAUCUUUAUUACGUAACUUUCGGAUUGAAUAGCCACUGUACUAAAGAAUUUAGCCAAUAAAUAAAUUUUGAAGCUUGAUCAGGAUUAACGACUGAAUAAUUAAAGUUAACCAAUAUUUGUUACCCUACCUGCGUGGAAGAAAGCUUAUGAAUUUUCUCUAUGCAAUCGAUUUUUCGCAAAGUCUUGUUUAUUAAUUUUAUUGAAUAUGUUUACAAGGCUAAUACAUAAAAUUCUCAUUAAUAUAAACACGAAAAGCUAUUUAGAGCGGUAGGAACCUGGAUAGGGACGUCGUUUUGAUUUCGCUUACUAAGUCUUGAAAAUCCUUGCUUGAAUGGCCGUAGGUAUUUUGCAGACAGAAUGUCGAUGUAUUCAUCAGUAUUUUAAAAAAGAAUGCAUUGUGUUUUUGAUAUCAUUAUGCUUUAAAGUAAAUGCAUGUAAACUGUGUGCACGAUGGUGGUAAAUUGUGGGACAAUCAUAACGAAAAUGGACCUAACAUAUCGUGGUAGAGCCUGUCUGAGGAGUCUUAGCUGGUCAGGUCGUGAGGAUGUCGUCACGAAGGAAGAGUCGUCCUCCUGGCGGGAUCUAAGUAAGGGAGGGACGAUUCCUACUGCUGCAUCUCUUCGAGUUCCCCCCGCCCGCAUUGGAUUGUCUACGAAACAGAAUGUCUUUCAGGGACUGAAUAGCCAGGAAGUGUCCAAAAGAUAUCUGCUAAAGCUGCAGAGGGAACGCGAGCGGACAAACAAAGCUGUGAGCCGAAGCCUGGACAACUUACCGAUAAAAAUCAAGAAAAUGUCCAAAGACCACACAGAUGCGGAUUUGAUUCAGAAUGAAAUCAUGAAUGUCUACAAGGACGGGGUGUACACCUUCAGAAGCCAGAGAUAUCACCUAGGUCUGGGGACGAAAUAUGAUGUGUGUGACACACCCAACCACUUAUUCCAAGCUAUGCCCAUAAACUCGUUGUGUAAACACACCAAGCGGAACUGCACAAAAUGUCAUAAGCAAUUCAGAGGACGACGAACAACGAAGCGCGACGAAAAGGAUUCCAUCGAUUCCAAAACCGUCGCCACGGACACGGAUACCAGAACAUCCGGGUACGAUUCUGACUUUGACAUUCUCCUUAGUCAGCGCGGAGAUCAAAGCAUGCGCAGUGAGGUAUCGUUAUUGAAUGGGUUUCCCGUGCGGGUGCAGCAGACGUCGGAAAGUGAAAUAUCAAAAGAUUUGAAUAAUUUUCAAAAUCGAUAUCAAAAAGUGUUUGAUGCCAACCGAAACGUGCACUAUGUUCACUCGUCGCUGGUGAACAAACGCGUAAAGCGACUGAAGAAUCUGAACUCGCGACCGCGGCUGAAAAGUACGUAUGUGCCGACAGAAGAAUAUUCUUUGGAGAUGAUGAACAUUCGGUCAGUGCAACAUCAGUCACUUCAGAAGUACUCGCGGAACACGCCUUUCUGUCCCAUCGCCCCUCCCCAGAGUCGCAUAUCUGAGACCACAGACUACCAAGCCCCACAUUAUCAUCUCUCAGACUAUUCCUAUUCUGAUGACAAUGAUGACGAAUUUGACGAGGACUCGUAUGUGCCGGUGAACAGCCCCGAGAAUCCAGACAUUCCGCGCCUACAUUUAGAGGACGAUUACAAUGACUCGGGCGAUGAAGACGACGACAAAGAAACAAAUUCCAACUCAUGGUCUAGCAGCACUCAGUUAUAUGGCCAAAAGUUGACGACUGUCUCUGAUGAUUUAAACCAUUCAGAGGAAUCGGAUGAUUUUAUACCUCUAUCUGUUUCUGCUUUAAAAUUACAUAACGCGGGAAAAAACACAACAACGAAGCCAAUGAGUAGAAAUUUUCCUCAAGUAUGCAAUCUUACAGACAUAACCGAGAGAGAGGAGAGCAAUCUAACUCGAUCCACAAAAUCUAAAGUGGUCAGUGAAACUCCAGCGGAUGUGCGCAUGUCAAUACGAAUAGCAUACAAAGGAGGAGGUGAUGACGUCAUAAGAGAACUGAGUAACAUAUCGUCAGAAGAAAUCAUGGUUCCUCGGUGGUCAAGGCAAGAGAUUGACUACGAGGUCAUUGAGGAAAACACUAAUGCCGAGAACAGGGAAUCCGGAUUAAGUAGAAAUUCUUCUGAGACCAGGCAUCGUGUCCUCAAAGGCUUACACACAGGUUACACCAACAUGUACCAGGAAUCAAUGCGGGAUAUCGCCGAGACGAUCGAUGCUGCUCAGCAGGCCAUGGACUUUAUAGAUCAAACUUUGGCCUCCAGCGAUAGCAGGGUUGACAAUGCCCCUGCUGCCUCUCCCGAUAACGGGGAUCUUCCCAGCUCGGGUAAGACAUUAGAAGCAGACAAAGCGAGCAAAGACGACGAUGAUAAAUAUCUGAGAGCAGAUCAGGAGGUGACUGGGAUUGAUAAACAUUUGAAAAGUUUAGAAAUUGAGAGUCCGCAGUUUGCAGCUUUUAAUACUUGCCCUGAUAAAGAUAAAGACAGAUCACACGGCACAAUGCAGUCUACAUUACUCACAGACAAUAGUGCUGAUAAACAACACAGCGGGCAUUUUAUCGACGAAGAGAAACUUUCUGGACGUAGGAUUGCGGAGAAGAACGCAUUUUUUGUGACAGCCAGUAACGAAAACAACUGAGACUGUCAAUAUCUUUGUCAAGAAUGGCGUUAAAAUCUUACCAUUUUGACACAAGUGAAUAUUCUUUGUAAUUUCGUAAUCCACUCCAUGUGCUUGACAAUGCCUCUCUGCUUUACCUGACAAUAAGACAGAAUGAAAUGUGAAUGAGAAGUUCGUGUAAAUACAAUCGGGCUCAAUACAUCGACGUUACCGACUCUCAAGAAGACUUACGUGUGUUUGCCUACUGCUCAAGCGCGCCUUAUGUGUUCAUUUGUGUUGAUAAUGUGCAGAGCUUUUAAAAUAUCUUCUUUAGUUGAUACGUUGAUUUGUCAAGGUGCUAUUUCACUUAACGUAUCAGCUUGGCUGUGAAAUGUUGUUUAUGAACACGAAUAAACCGUGUUUUAUGCCAAAAACUCUUGAACGUCGAAUGUAAGUAAGGUGAUUUAUUUUCUGUUUUUCUGAUUUUUACCUCAAAGUUUUGGUACAAGUACUUUUUAUUUAUCAGACAAGUUUAUCAGUAUGCUGGUAUUGAUUCAAUAAAAUUAUAAUAAUCACUGGUUUUAAGUUGAAAUUGAACGUAGUUUUAAUUGUAAUUUUUAUUUCAUACCAUAUUUUUUCACUAUAUCAUAUUUUUGUUUAUCAGACUUUUUUUUUUUUUUUUUUUUUUUUUUACAAUUGCAUUUAUCUGAAAUGCUAAAUUGUAUAGUUUUAAAAUGAUAUGACAAGGAAGUACAAAGGCCUUUUCAAUUGUAUGCAUUGAUGGUGCUUCCGAAAUCGUAGGUAAUGUUGAUGUGCUUAAUUAAUUUGGAAAGACAGUUUAAUUAGAUUAUCAACAGGAAGUCUAUUUACUAGACAGAAAUAAGAAACCAACGGGAUCUAAAAUCAUAUGGCAGGCUGCUUUCGACUUCCGAAGGUGAUGAGUCCAUUUCAAAAUAACGCUUAAUUAUUUCAAAACUAGUUCAGUUCAGAAUCUUGACACCAGGAAAACGAUUUUCAUUAAUCUCAAUUGGGGCUGCAAAUAUGUAUUUAUAAUGUUUGAUAAUAAAUUAUAUUGAUGUAUGUCUUGAAUUCUAGAAA